Molecule: messenger RNA, 1035 nt
Organism: Serendipita indica DSM 11827
Lineage: Eukaryota; Fungi; Basidiomycota; Agaricomycetes; Sebacinales; Serendipitaceae
Source: the annotation of a GenBank genome assembly
AUGCCUCCGAGACAUCAAACCUGGACACGAUUCAUCCCGUUGCUGGUCGUGACAUUGUCCCACUCGGUCACGCACUCCUCGGCCCUACCGACCGAGUUUCGCCUGUUUCCAAACGGAAUUAACCUCGGAAACAUUCUAGAAUCGCUUCAACACGCGUUAGUAGGGUCAUCAGCACAAGCCAACGUGACCGCCUCUUCCGAACCCGCAAACGCGGCAAUGGCGCUAACCAGCAUCAACGAGUUUGAUGAGCCUAGUUUGACAGAGUAUCCAAACGGUGGGGUUGGUAUCAUUUACUCUGUAGGCAAGCCAACUCCGCUCGUCGUAACCGACCCGUCGUCUUCGUCGUUGUUGCAAGAGGCGGUUUCCGAGGACAAUCCAUCGUUGACAAAUGCGGAUCAAACGCAGCCCACGUCAUCGGCAGACUUGUUUCGUAGUACCGCCGAUGUCACUAGUCUGACAGACGCCGUUGUUGCAGCCUAUUAUGCAGAUUGGGCAGUUGAUCAACUCGCACCCGAAAAUGUCGACUUUACACGCUUUAAUUGGAUCGACUUUGCCUUUGCGAUUCCAAACGAAAAGUUUGAGCUCGAGUUUACACAAUCGAAUUCGGAAGACGUGCUCCGUCGACUCGUGUCCAGUGCACACGGCCAGGGUCGAAAGGUCAAGUUGAGCAUCGGAGGAUGGACGGGGAGUCGAUUCUUUUCUCGUGGCGUCCGCACGAUUCCAGCACGGUCAACGUUUGUCAAGUCUAUCCUCCACACGUACGAAAAGUUUGAACUGGAUGGGAUUGACAUUGAUUGGGAAUAUCCGAAUGGAGACGGUGCUGGAAACGAAAAGUCGUCCAAGGAUACUGCCAAUUUUCUCAAGUUUCUUCAGUUGUUGAGGAAAUUGCUCCCAAACGAGGCGACGCUCACUGCUGCCGUGGCGCUCACGCCGUUUGCAGGUUCGGAUGGACAACCGCUUUCGGAUGUUCGGGAGUUUGCGAGUGUGCUUGACUGGGUGGUGAUUAUGAAUUAUGAUGUUUGGGGAUAUGCUUAA